AUGACUGCGGAGAGAGAUACCUUCGCCCUGCAGUGGGAGGCCCCUAAGGGGGGGGAGAUGGGCUGCAUUCCGAAAGGCCUCUGUCCAGUCAUGCGUUUUCCCGCUUCAAAGACACCUACAGAGCCAGCAGCGACUGCAGAGGGUGCAGCGGCACGUGCGGAUGCGUUCAAUGCGCACUUUUUCACGUUUGAUAGGUCAUCGACUAUUGGAGUUCAGCGGCUGCUCCCGCUGCCUCCUUCUGAAGCAGCAGGCGCAGCUGCAGCGGUGAAGACUGAGAGCAGCACGCUCACCAUUGCAGCAGCGGCUGCUGCUGAUGGCGGUGUGACAGCCCUUGCAGCAGCAGAGGCUCAGGAGGCAAGUGCACCGCUGCAGCUCUUCGCAGGCCUUACCAACGGGCAGCUGUGGCAUCUCGAAGUGAAGACGCAACUGCAGCACCCGCUGCGACUUGUUGCAUCUUCCAAACAGCUUCUCUGCUGUCGGAUGGCGGAGCCAGUGGACGUGGUGUGCUGCUACGUCCCCUCCGAAACAGCGCAGGAGGAGUCUGCGAAAGUCUCAGAAAGACUCCAAAACGGCAAGUGGCGGCUCAUGGUGAUCGUGCUGUACAGCGACGGCGUGAGCGUCACGGCAUGGCCUGAAGACACACACGAGCAAACAAAAGAGCUUCCGCCGGUAGAGGCAGGAUCACGUCUUGCUGUGUCACCUCUUGGCCACCGAGUGGCUAUCAGCACCACAAAGCGUCGCUUGGUGCUCCUCGAGCGAUGCGGAAAGACAUUUUCUGUGCUCAAGGAUUUCACUCCCCUCAAACUCUGCGCUCCGGAGGAAGCCGCUGCUCAACCGUGCUGGCUAUCUCGGGCUUGGAGAGCAGGCGCUGUUGCUUCCAGGAGGUUCGCAGCUACGGCAGUGCAGCGUGAAGAGUGGCUGGGAGGUGAUGGAGUUGCCCCCCUGUUUAGCUGCUGGCUUCGGUUUGCUGCAGCCGCUUGCAUGCUUGACGGAGGAAGAAGCUUUGCGCAGUGUCGUUGGGGGGACAGACGUCUGCCCCCUGCUUUGCAGUGUUUCGAGAGAGGGGCGAAUAGACGUCUGGUGCCUGCAGCGGGCGGAGCCACUCAAGCUGCUGCUUCUGGUUUGCACGGUGUUAUCGUGCUGCUGCGGGAAGACGGUUGCCUCGGUUAUGUCUCUCUCAGGCGUGAGGCGCUACGACAGGCUGUGCAGAAGGCAGUGGAGAUGUCUGCAGGAGUGGGUCGAAGCAGCGAGGCUGCAGGUUCAAGAGCUCAAUCCGACGGCAAAGCAGCAUCAGCUGCUGCGAGACGGCCAGAGGCAGAGCGAGGGGCAACUCAGAAGGCGGAGAGGCAGAAGAAAGGAAAGCGCAGAGCACCUGAAGUGUCAAGGGGUGAUGAAGGUGAGGAAAUGAUACGGAUGGGGAAUAGCAGGGAUAGCGGGGAGGGGAAGGAAGUGAGUGAGUGCAACUUGCGGCCGGUAAAGUUUGCCUUGGUUUCUUCUCGUUGUCGUGCGUGGACUGGCACUUUAUGCAAAGCUUUAGCAGUGCAGCCACCUCUUGAGGAAGUUGGAAGACGCAAGUCAUUAAGGGCUUGCGGGUUCGAGGGGGAGGGAGGGCUGUCUUUGACAGGCGAGGGCGUGGCUGCGACUUCAGUGGAGGCGUUCUUGAGCCGCGAGGCAGCGGAGAACUCUUCCGAAGAAUCCGAAGAAGACGCUGAGGGGGAAGGCCUCUUUGACGAGAUGGAAGCAGAAGAAACAUCUCCCGUGAAGGACCGAAAGGCGGGGAGAAGAUACCGUCAGACAUCUCUACGGGCAAACGACAGCGCUAGCAGCAGUGAUGAAUCGGAAGUGCCUGGCAGACGUUCGAUGGAGUUGCCUUUCGCAGAGGAGGAUGCCGAUGCUGCUUUCGCCCCAAGUGUGAGAGACGUGCAAGCACAGCUGCGAGAGAUGCAGGCGUUGCUCAGUGCGCUCACGAAGAAGCAGCAGGAAGUCAGACAGCCUUUCUUGCACCCGGGGGGAGGACCCCAACCAGCAGACGCAGGCAAACCCUGGUGUCUUUACUGGACGCAACACGGCCAUAUAACGAAGACACUUACUGCAGACAACUCGAUCCUCGAUAUCUUCAACUUCGCGCAGGGAGCUGCCGCCGAGGGAACGGCUCACAGAAAGCUCGCAGAUCUGCAGAAUGCCUUCACGGCUGCUCUGUGUGAGGCUUCCCCUCUUUCCCUCCGGGCAGUUACCAGGCCCUAUCAAUGCAUGCUGCUCUAGUCUCGCGUUUUCUGAAUUGUUUUUCCUUCAGGCAGGGCUGGUGUUCUCCUCGCGGCCUCUGGAGCCUCACAUAGUGUCAUGGAGUUUCGCUCCUUCUUGGAUGCAGGUUCUUGGGUGAAACACUUCCCCGAGGGGGAGAAAAUCCUGGGAGUUGCCGCAGGGGAUGCCUUCGUGGCUGCAAUCACAGAUGCUAAGAGCUUGCGUAUUUUUACUCUUGGAGGGACGCUGCUCUACACGGCGGAUGUUUUUGGCCGGCCGGUGUCUCUCUGCGCUUCCCAGCAGUUGCUCGUUGUUUUGACGCAAACUGGAUGCAGCGAGGGAGCUCUACAGCUGCACUGUUCGCUGAUACACGUACAUCCCAUCCCAGUUUGGCCUGAAGCGCACUUCAAGCUGCCUAUUUCUGUCUUCAAAAGAAGGCUUGCAGCUCCACCCGCCGCUGCUGCUUCCAUGCCCGAAGUGGAUAUCCUCCACGAAGGUGUUGUAAGGGGCCUGCUGCCAGUUGCUUGCUGCCCGAGCAGUGGCAGCGGCACUGGAUACGCGUUUAAGUGGGUGAAAGUGUGUUCUCUGGAGGACGCAUGCAUCUCGGCGGCUCUGCAUCCAGUGGUUAUUGACGAAACGAAGGGAGAGCUGGGUGUGAUUCGUUUGAAAACGGAGGAGAGUGUAAACUCGAAGUUUCCUGACUGCUCUGUGGCGGAGCCGCUUUUUGGCUACACGUUGGAGCCUCUUCCCCUGCGCAUUCCCUCGCCAGAUCUUUGGCCUUUCCCCCGCUGGCAGCGAUUGCUUCGUCAAGACAGAAAUCUGAAGGGGGUUGGCAGCGAUGGGGGGGGCGAUGCGGCUUUGGUGCCUUGGCCUCAGUAUGACGAGUUGCGCGUGCAGCAGGAGCUAGCCAUAAGACAGCUCAAUCAUGUGGUUAGUAUUUGCGUCGGUGCUGCUGCGGGGGGGCCGGAGAAAGAGGAGGCCGAAGCCAGAGAAGCUCACAGGAAGCUGCAGCUCCUUUCUAAAAGGCAUGACAAGUUCUGCCUGAGGGGCUUUGCCAAGUGCAGUGACGAUAAAAGGACAUAUGGGGGGGUAGAAAAAAGGAAAUCGCUCAAAGAGUGCUGUUCGGCUGCACAAGUCGGAUCGGCGAAGGGGGGUAGGGAUACGUGA
Messenger RNA from Cyclospora cayetanensis, 3408 nucleotides. RefSeq lists its product as uncharacterized. Gene Ontology annotation, cellular component: nuclear replication fork. Gene Ontology annotation, biological process: DNA repair; DNA-templated DNA replication; mitotic cell cycle. Gene Ontology annotation, molecular function: chromatin binding. The record is from RefSeq and is a predicted model, not a curated record. The transcript is spliced from 14 exons. NCBI's taxonomy places the organism in Eukaryota, Apicomplexa, Conoidasida, Eucoccidiorida, Eimeriidae.